AUGGUUGUCGUUGCAGUGCUGUCGUGCGGCGAGGCGGGCGGCGGCGCGCGGGCCAAGCGCUACGUGGGGCUGUACACCGGGCCCUACUUCGACCCGUCCGCGCCCAACAACAUCACCACGCAGCUCGGCACUCACGCCUACCUGCCCUGCAAGGUUCGGCAGCUGAGCAACAAGUCGGUGUCGUGGAUCCGGCGCCGCGACGCGCACAUCCUCACGGUGGACCGCUUCACCUUCAUCGCCGACGAGCGCUUCCAGGCCUUCCUGGUCGAGGCCACCGACACCUGGACCCUGCAGGUGAAGUACGUGCAGGCGCGCGACGCCGGCGUGUACGAGUGCCAGGUCGGCACCGAGCCCAAGAUGAGCCACUUCGUGCAACUCAACGUUGUUGUGCCAAAGAUCGAGAUCAUCGGCGAGUCGGACAUGUACGUGAAGGCGGGCACGACGGUGUCGCUGAAGUGCGUCAUCACGCAGGCGCUGGAGGAGCCGGCCUACAUCUUCUGGUACCACAACGACGAGCGCGUGCUCAACUACGACAAGAGCCUCGUCGAGAUCCGCAUGGAGCGCGUCGCGCCCGACACCACGGUGGGUAACCUGAUCAUCUACAGCCCGCGGCGCGAGGACUCGGGCAACUACUCGUGCUCGCCCUCCAACCUCGACUCCGCCUCCGUCGUGCUACACGUGCUCAGCGGCGAGCAGCCGGCGGCCAUGCAGCACGGCAACGGCGCGGCGCGCGCGCCCGCUGACGUCACGCUGGCGCUGGCCGCGCUGGCCGCCGCGCCGCGCGCGCUGCUCAGGCUACUGGCGCUCGGCGCGCUCGCUCUCUUGUUCCUUGUGCUGUGUCACGAUGAGGACGUGGUUGUGGAACGCAAAUAGCGGACCGCGCGGUCGGGGCCGCCCCCCGCGCGUUGAUGCUCCGCGAGCGCCGCCGCGGGCCCGGGCCCCGGGACUGCGGGCCCGGACCGC
Molecule: messenger RNA, 963 nt
Organism: Ostrinia furnacalis (Asian corn borer)
Lineage: Eukaryota; Metazoa; Arthropoda; Insecta; Lepidoptera; Crambidae
Product: lachesin
Exons: 7
Coding region: 1-873 (290 amino acids)
Biological process (GO): synapse organization
Cellular component (GO): neuron projection membrane
Source: RefSeq, a predicted model, not a curated record